Molecule: messenger RNA, 2184 nt
Organism: Penicillium cinerascens
Lineage: Eukaryota; Fungi; Ascomycota; Eurotiomycetes; Eurotiales; Aspergillaceae
Exons: 2
Coding region: 1-2184 (727 amino acids)
Source: RefSeq, a predicted model, not a curated record
AUGCCCCUCUUCAAUAGCAAGAGAAAGAAAUCGUCUAAAACUCUUACACGCGCUGCCCCUGCCCCUGCCCCUGCCCCUGCCCGUUCUGAGGAGCUUCUGGCUCACUCCGCCCUCGCUCCACCGGACCGCAGCAGCUCCAUUCAGGACGCAUACUCCGACCGCCGCUUCUCAGACCAUCGUUUCGCCCAGGAAUCGGCCCCAAACAAUCCAACCUUCACCCACCCGCCCGGACCGAGUCCGUCCUCCGUGCGCCGAUCACAGAGCCAACGGCAGCCCCAUUCACAGCAACGCGUCCGAGCGACCGUCAGUGUUGUCCCCCCUGAGGAUCCGCAGCCUCGUCGGUUAAGAACGAACUUGUUUGUGCGUCCUUCGUCCGGGCUACUAGAGCGCAGUGUUUCUGUCAAGGGGAAAAACAUCUCUCAUCCAAUCUCUCAGCCAACCUCACCGCGGUUCCACGCCUUGAACGAAGCGGACCAGCAUCGCAUUCACCCCGCUUCCUCCGAGGGGCAAUCCCCGAAUACUCCACAUGAACCGCGCCCAGCCUCGCUAGCCUCCGAACAGCAACAUUUGCAGCAUUCGCAGCGAUUGUCGCGUGAGAACCUCGAGUGGUCUCAGCAGCUGUCGGCUCACAGCCUGCAACAAGAAUACGCUGCACCCUUACCGUUUGGGCGCUCCAGUACAGACUUGAGCUUCCUCGAGAGAUCCAGUCGACCGUCGCCCUCCGAACCCCCACCGGAAUCGCCCCGUUACCCAGAACAGGGCCAUCGGGGGCAAUCUCAUUCACGAACCCAGCAGGAUCUGGGGCUGAGUGCUCGGCCCCCUUCCCGGCAGACCUACGAGCCACCCUCACCGGCCCGUCGGAACGAACACGACACCAUGCAGCAAGCGCAGCAAGCGCAGCAAACUCAGGCCCAACAGGCACAGAAAGAGUGGUCAUCGGGCCAGGACGGCAGUCGACAGGGUAGCGCGACCCAGCCAGUGCCAAUGCCAGUGCCAGUGGCGGAGGGACGAAACACCCCUACACCGAGUCGAGUACGCGAGGAUCCUGAGAACAUUGACGUUCGUGCAUUGAUUCAGAAACAUGAAGAGCUCCAAUCGAAAUACUCCAAAGUGAAGCGAUACUACUUUGACAAGGAAGCCCAAGUGCAGCACCUCCAGAAUACCGUGGCACAUCAGCGCAUGGCUGUGUCCCGCACAAUACUCGACGACAAUGAAUAUGCGAACCGCUUCCAACGGCUGGACGGAGCCAUCAAGGACCUGGCCUUCUCAGUGCGCAAGGACUGGCUUGGGAUCCCGUCAUGGCUGCACGGCUUCGUGACCGAUGAGGCAAUCAAAAAACCAACAAAGGAAAUGACUAGUGUAGGACGGGCCGUAAUCAGUCGGUGGUUGGCGGAAGAGGUCUUCCAAAAACACUUCCACCCAGGGCUGGAAACAGGUCUCAGUCUACAACUAAAGAGCAUCGAGAUGAACCUCCGCCGGCAACAAAUGCGACCUGCCACCGAUGAAGACCGCGAGAACGCUAUUGCUCGACUGUCUAAUUGGCGUCGCACAACCUUUGACGGACUGGGCGAUAUGCUUGCAGACGCCGUUGCUCAGACGCACCGCGCAGAGCUGAUCGAGCAUUUGGCUGUAGAGCUGGCCUCCUUCCUCAGCUCGCAGUUGCGUGAGACAGCGCUGCCGGGUCUGGAGGCGGGCGUGCGGAUGAUCAUCGAGAACACCAUCAAUAUCGCCGAGAAGAUUCCGCUGGAAGCCCGAGACGUUUGCGUGGAUUACUUCCCUCCUAACACCACCUUUGUCGAGGGGUAUAUGAAAGUUGAAGGACAGCUGCCGCCGCUUAGUCGCCAACCUCCUCCGCCGACUGAUCAAGAGCCCGACGAGGCGGUCGGAAUUGAAAGCGACUCCUCGCCCGUAUCGAACUCGACUGGAGGCGGCGAUGGCACGGCGCCCGCGCCCCGCGAACCUAAGAAGAAGUCCAUGUUUGGCGUAAUAAUUAGCCGCAAAGCUGGCAAUGAGCCUCGUCCCGCCGCAAGUCACGUACCCGCCGCAAGCCACAUACACGAAGAGAAGAGCGAACCAGUCGAAGGUCCAGCACGAAUCAGAUUCUCUUCUUUCCUGACCGUCGAAGUCCGCGGCAAGGGACCGGCAAUGGUCCUCGUCAAGGCACCGGUGUGGAUGAUAGAGUAG